AUGACAAGUCUUCAAAAUCUGUUUGUAGCUAAGCUUCCACGCACCGUUACCGAUGCUGAGCUUGAAAAUCUAUUUAAAUCGUACAAUCCCAAAAGUGCCAAAGUGAUGCUCGACGCAGCCACUGGUAAGAGCAAGGGCUUCGGAUUUGUUCUUUUCGACUCCGAGGAGGAGGGUGAGUUGGCCUUCCGCGAGCUCAACAAAACUCACGUCACCCUGUUCGGGCAAAGUUUUAACCUGUGCAUAUUCCCUUCCAAGCAUGAUGGCAAGGUUGCGAAGGAGGUAAGCAAUGCUCUUUAUAUUCGAAACAUCCCACUGCGGCUCUCGCAGACGGAGGUUGAGACCUUUCUGAACACGUUUGGCAACCUGACCUACUUCGCCAUGCGCGAAGACCACUACGGCAGCCCUGUGUGGGUAGUCUACGCUGAGUACGAAAGCGUCGAGGAUGCCAAGAACGCUCUCAACAAGCUCCACGGCAACAACACCUACUUCCCGGGCUCCGCCGCGCUGUUGGCAAAGUACGAGGACAGCGAAGGUGUUAAGCGCGAGCGGCGACACCGCCGGCGGGAGAGUGCGGGCGUCUACCCCAACCUGCCCAGCAGCGGGAUGAUCUUUCCCCCACGACGGGGAGGCGGAGGGGAUUCGCGCGGGGUAGCCCCGCUGGAAGCGACCCCGAACUCCGCUCUUUUUCUCAGCUUUCCCUUGGAGAGCCACGCGACCCCCCCCACGCACUACCUCGGCAACCACGAGCUGGGGGCGUCUGGAGGAGGUGGCGCGGAGGUCCGGGCGCCGCCGCCCUACUCGAGCCAGCCCCGAGGCUCCACGACCCCCGUGAGCGUGGGCCCUUCCCCCUUGCCGGGCUACCAGCCCCUCCAGGGCCUUGUGGUCCCUCCUCCGGAAUACUGCUGCGUCCUCCUCGAGGGCGGCCAGCGGGUCUACCUGUCGUCCUCGUUAGUGAACCCGAGCACGACGCCGUUUAACUUCCUGCCGUUGCAACGGCCCUCGACGCUUGGGGCAGGAGGAGGGGGGGGGGGGGCUCACCCUCCUGGGCUACGACUCCCCUGGCGCGGUUGUCCUCGCAGGGAGCCCCGAUCCGUUGGUCUCGGGCUCUGA
This is a messenger RNA of Phytomonas sp. Hart1, 1110 nucleotides long. The record is from the annotation of a GenBank genome assembly. Lineage: Eukaryota; Euglenozoa; Kinetoplastea; Trypanosomatida; Trypanosomatidae.